Messenger RNA from Galendromus occidentalis (western predatory mite), 1723 nucleotides. RefSeq names its product leukocyte elastase inhibitor. Gene Ontology annotation, molecular function: serine-type endopeptidase inhibitor activity. The transcript is spliced from 5 exons. Bases 139 to 1554 code for a protein of 471 amino acids. The record is from RefSeq and is a predicted model, not a curated record. NCBI's taxonomy places the organism in Eukaryota, Metazoa, Arthropoda, Arachnida, Mesostigmata, Phytoseiidae.
CUCUGUAAGCCGAAACCGGUGGCCUACCCUGUCUUUUUUCUUCGUUGAGUGUAAGGAGCCCCAAUUCAAGAAGCAGUCAGCGCGAAGUCCUCUGUCUUCAACUCCUCGCUCCCAAUUCACUUUCCGGCGAGCGCAAAAAUGCGGGCUCAAAUUCUGUUCCUUGUGAUGGUUUUCGGCAAGUCAGGAGCGGAGUCCCAAGGUCCGGUGAAACGAUUGCUACACCGCUACCAAGAGUCUCGGAGUCCGCCCGAUUUUCGUCCUCUGCAUGAUCAUCUUGGUAACCCGUCAUACCAUGGGUCCUCUUACCGUCUGACGCACACGUCAAGCCCGAGAUACUUCGCCCCGAAGCCAGCCGUGCCGCGGAACGAAAUUGCUCAGAAACUGCAAGAAGCGCGCAAAGUGAUCAUGGCGGGAAACAAAUUCGGCUUGAACCUCAUGAGAUUCCUCAUAUCGGAGAACGACAAUACUAUCAUGGCGCCGGUCUCUCUAUCUAUCGCUCUGGGGAUGCUGUACUUUGCCGCGGCCGGAAACACGAAAGCCGAGCUUUCCAGAGCGCUGCACUACGACGACUUCGGAGAGGAUCCAAAUAACCUCUUGACGCCCAUAAGAUUUCUGAACGAAGCAGCGAAAGCAAGCAAAGCGCAAGGAGUGACCGUCGAGUUGGGCAAUCUCAUCUUCGCUCAGAAAAAUCUGAAUAUCUCCAAGGACUAUCGAGCUCUGAUCGAGGAGACAUUUGGAGGAUUUGUCGAGGAUAUCGACUUCAGUCAGACCGUCCAGGCCGUGACUCAAAUGAAUAAAAUUAUCACUUCCUUGACCAAAGGACAAAUCGACAAUCCUAUCGAGAGCGUGAGUCCGACCACGAGGGUCGUCCUCACAAACGCCGUUUUCUUCAAGGGGUUCUGGAAGAAACCGUUUUCGGUGAGAUCCUCGUUCGACUCAACAUUCUUCAACGACGGUGUUUCAGAAGUCCCAGUGAAAAUGAUGUAUAUGCGCGACAGUUUUCUCGUGAAGUCUCUCCCAGAACUGGAUGCCGAUGCAAUUCAGCUCCCAUACGAAAGCGAUAUCACGAUCAUGCUCGUCCUUCUGCCGAGGAAUCCCAACGGGGUCAAUCGAAUGCUCCAGAAUCUGAAUAUAGCGAAAGUCAUCGAGGAUUUGCCCACCUACGCGAAUGAGUCCGUCGAUCUCCAUAUCCCACGGUUUAGCGUUCGCGGGAGCUAUCAUCUGAAAAAACAGCUUUAUGAUCUAGGCAUCAAAGAUCUCUUCGUCAGAGGAAAGGCCGAUCUCCCACAACUGGACACCGAGGGACAGCUCGUUGUCGAUGACGUGCUCCACGAAGCGAAGAUCCGAGUCGAUGAGCGGGGUACCGAGGCUGUGGCCAUCUCGACGGCAGCCAUCAUAAACUAUUCGCGCUACCCGUCAUUCAACGUACGACAUCCGUUUGUCUUCUUCGUGAUCCACAAAGAGACGGGCUCGAUAUUCUUCGCGGGGAAAAUCCUCCGUAUGAACAGCCAGGAGCAGGCGCCUACCUCGGGCGGUAAAACACAGGGACGAUGAAUACCGAACGCAAUCAACGCCAUCACCGCCAUCGUGAAGAGGACUUACCAUAAUAUUGUGAUAGGUUCCCUGCGAGAACCAUCAUAGACCGUCGAGUGGCGAACCUUGUCUAUUGCAAGCCCGCUUCUUCAGUUUUCCAUAAGUCGCUACCGAACAAAGAGCCCAAUGA